This is a messenger RNA of Vigna unguiculata (cowpea), 9463 nucleotides long. RefSeq names its product Serine/Threonine-kinase ATM-like protein (gene ATM). The record is from RefSeq and is a predicted model, not a curated record. Gene Ontology annotation, molecular function: protein serine/threonine kinase activity; protein binding. Lineage: Eukaryota; Viridiplantae; Streptophyta; Magnoliopsida; Fabales; Fabaceae. Gene Ontology annotation, biological process: DNA repair.
UCCUCGAUCAAUCUCCAUUUUAGUCGUCUAGUUUCAAACAGUUCACUGAAACGCGUGGUGCAGACAAGAACCCAACUAGAACCCUUCGUUUUCUUCUCCCGCCACAUCUCUCAACGCCUAAAACCCUACCUGCAAGUUACCUUAUCUAUUUCCAUUCCUCAAACUCAAUGUGAUACCGUUGAGCGCGUUCCGAUCAUGGCGAAAGUCACCUCCAGAGACGUUCAAGAGAUUGUUGAAAAACUCUCAUCCGAUAAAGUCAAAGCUCGCGAAGAAGGGAUUAAGUUGUUAAACACUUGGUUAGAAGGAGAAAGGUCAUAUAACUUCUGUAAAUUUAUUGGACUGAAUACUGCAAAGCUUAAACCAGAUGAAAUUCCUCACACUGAAACAUGGCCUUUUCUUGUUUCAUUACUUAUUAAAUCGGCAUCGGCGGAAAUAUCCUCAAGUAAGCGGAGAAAUCCAAAAGUGAUAUAUGCGAAGACUCUUAGAAUUGCUGUUCAACGUGCGGAGGAUGCCAAGUGUUCAGGAAAAAUGUUACCGUUGUCAUCUGUAGUUAAACUACUUUUUAAUCAUGUUUGGGAUGUUCUGAGCAAUGUUCCAAGCUUUCAGUCUGAAUAUGGCGUUGUCCUUCGGCAUCUAUUGUCUGUUAGGGAUUAUAGUUUCCAGAUGAGGAGGCGUGUUUACUGCAAUCUGGUGUUUCUGUACAUUGAGAAAGUUGAAACAAGCUUGAGUGGAAAAAAUAUUAGCAAUAGUUCCAAGGAGGAGGUCUUCCGUUAUAUCUUGACACUUCAUUCUCUCCUAAAAUGUCCCCCUGGAGACUACCCUGAUAAUGUUAGAGAAAACAUUGUCAAGGGUUUUGUUAGAAUAUGUUCAUUCAUAAGGGAUGAGAGCAAGAUGGCACGUAAACUUGUUGAGUGUAUAAAUACAUAUUUAUUGAAUGAUGGUCCAAAUUUAGGCUUAGAGUUGCUCGAAAUUCAUAAUGCCCUGCAGCAGUUUGUGUUCCACAGUUGGCUGGCGACACAUGAUCGAGUCCUUAAGGAUUCACUUGUUUUUUAUGCAAGGAUACAGUUGAGUUUAAUGAGAGGUGCUGCUGAUAGGUGUUUAUUGGUAGAACAGCUUUUGGAUGUGAUUUGUAAGGAUCUUGAUCAAGGUAGCUUGUCUGGUACUUCCAUGCUGCGGGGUGAUGGAAAUAAAGAUGAUAAAUUAGGAGCUCUAAGUAGCUCACAAUGUGGAUUGGUGGAACUUGCAGCAGUUCUAUUUUAUAGGGCAUGCCUCAAUACAACCAGAUCCUCAUUGAGUGAAAAACGGGUCAAGAGGGAGCCUGCUGCUGUGAUCCUUAGGGAGGCACUCAUGAAAGGCAAAUGGCUAUGGAAUGCUGCAUUUUGUUCCUUGAUUCGCAACUUCCAUACUCGCAUUUGCAAAGAUAUGUUUCUCUACUGGUUUGAAGGCAUAUGUAUGAGCUUUGAAAGAAUCAUGAAUUCUUCGAAUGGUGAUCGUAUCUAUGAUGGUUUGCUGUGGACGCUGAGGAGUUUGCUGGAACUUUCUUCUGUUCUGUUGCUGCCAAAUUCAAGAAUGGAGAUAUCUGCAGUGUCAUCUUCUGCCUUUAAUGAGUUCAUUAAUGGUUGGCAACUACUGUGGAGCACUAUUGUGCAUGGGUUACCAAUUAUUAGCAAUAUUAAUGCUCUUGUGGAUGCUUCUUUGCUGCUGCUUAGUAAUAUAACAUCAAAUGAUUUUGUGAAUACAAGUGUAAUACCUCAAGAUGUGUGGGAUCUUCAGAUUUUCAAACGUCCAAAUUCAAUAUCCAUCUUGUAUUUCUUUUCAUGCUACUUUUCACGAAAAAAUUCCCAUGCUGACCCCCAAGAUACGUUACAUCUGAGGAAAAGCCUUUUAAGAGCAACUUUGUGCCAUCUUAAUUGGAAGGGUUGUUCUAUGUUGAAUGAGCAGAUAACUUUGCUCAUUCCUAGUGCUAUAUAUGCACUUUGUAUAGGUUUUGUUCCUUUUACUCAAUGCUUUAAAGAAGUUCCUUUGGCUCACAAUUAUUUUGAUGUCACUGAUGCUCAAGAUGAUUCUCAUAAGUUUGAAGACCCUAAAUACCAAUGUGUUCUUGAGUUUUUGGAUUGCUCUGUUGAAGUUCUUGCAGAAAUUGGAAAGAUGUCCAAAGUUGAGGCUGCCGAAGUGAAAAUAUGUCCACAUGUUCGGGUUUCACGGGAAAUAAGUGAUCAGCUAUUGCAUGAAAUGGAGACCUCUAUUCUUGGAGCUUUGGUGGAAGAGGAGAUUAACAAGAGGCAUCUGCCUGAUACUUUCUUAAUAUGUUCUCUCUUGUCUAACGUACUUUAUGGUUGUUUCUUCACAAGGAAAAUUAAUGUUUCAUUUUGUUCUAAAUUAAGCGAACACUUGCGGCUGUUGCUUGACAAUGCUGUAAGAAUUAUUGAAGAAGACAUUGAACUCCAGGCUUUUAGUUGCUUAGGUUGUGAUCCUACUUGUGAUGAUUUAAGCCGUCUUGUUUCUUCCGUGCAUUGUUUUCUUUUAUCCCCUGUAUGUAUCAAAUUGAGGGAUCAGAAUUUGAUGGGCUUUGCUCCAUUUGGUCACUUAAUCCAAUCUGUGGAGAGACUCUUGAAAGCUUUUGUUAAUCUAUAUGAAAGUUAUUCUCAGCAUCUGAUGAACUUUCAGUCUGAUAAAAUCGUACAAGAUAUGGCUGCUACUGAUAAUAUUCAAAGUUCUUUUCUGAAUUACAGAAGUAUAAGCAGAAUUAUGGACAUGGAAUUGGAUGUUAAUAAUGAUUCUAGAGAGGUUGAUACUUUAGCUGUUGGGAAAAGAGUAGGCAGCGAUGUUUCAUCUUCUGCAGAGAAGUGGAAAAUGGGCAUGAUAUCAGUGAUUUCCAGUUUUUUUUCUGCUUCUCUUCUUACCUGGGAUAUCCUCUUUAAGUUAAUGGAGAAAGAAAAUGAUCCUAAGGUGCGUGGGAAAAUAUUGUAUCAUCUCUGUCAACAUCCUUUUUGGUCUUCUUCUGGACAAUUUAUUGAUUUGGUGAAUCUAAUGAAUGAUAUAAUUAUUGAGCAAGUUGGAUUCAAGCUUGCUUGUGAUUCUGUAUUGAUUGCUGCUCAUACUUUACUGAUUAACUUAGCUUCCUUGGAUUCUGUUGGUAAGGAAAAAUGUGGCCUAUAUUUAACGGAAGUGGAAACUAAACAGUGCUUUCUGGCACUAGGAAACUUUGUGCAUAAACUUUCUGAGGUUGAUCUUGAUUGGUUUGGACGGGUGAAGCUUAUUGAUUCCAUUUGCAAUCUUGUUUUGCUCGAUCCUCAAAUUGGUCAGACUAUGAUAGAACGAUUACUCCUUAUGCUUAAAGAUAUGGAUUAUCGAGUUCGGUUAUUCUUGGCAAGGAGGAUUGGCAUUCUUUUCCAGACAUGGGAUGGUCAUGAAGAGCUCUUUCAGGACAUUUGUUUGAAUUUCGGUGUUCAGUUGGUUGUCUACUCCAAAGGAAAAGUCAUCCAUGCAAAGGAGGUGCUAGGUGCUGGUCCUCAGCCUCAACCUAUAAUGGAAACUGUUGUGAUUACUCUCAUGCAUCUUGCUUUACACAGUGAGAAAAUUGAGUUAGAGGCUGUUUUCAUGAUAUGUGUGGUUUCGGCCAUUGAUCCUUCUCAUAGGGAAUUAGUCUAUGCAGUGCUCGACAAUCUGUCUGGAGAGCUUCAGUAUUUGACUAGAAUGAAGUACUUAGAAGAGCUUUUGGGAUCAAUUCUCUUUUGUUGGGUAGCAUGUGGUGUAAGCUUAGCCGCACUUAUUGAGACAAGACACCUUUUCUUACCUGAUGUAGAUCCUGGUCAUUUCCUCCAAUAUUGUUGCCCAUGGCUACUUCCUGCUCUUCUUAUCAAUGAAAACAGUUCUGAUCUCAAUUGGGUUGCCAAGGUCGCUUGUCAACCUUUGGCAGUUCUUAUAAAAAAUCACUUCACUUCAAUUUUUUCAAUUUCCAUGGCUUUGCAUUGCAGUAAGACACCGGAAUCAGAGAAGGGAACACUAGUACUUCAGAGUUCCAUUUUGCAGGUUGCUCAGAUAUCUGAGAAAGAACGGGACAAGCUCAUAAAGAGACAUAUGGUCUCUAUUGUCAGCUGUAUCUUAUCUUUGUGCUCUUGUUCAUUGAAUGCCAUAGUUCCUUAUUUUUCAAAGGAUAUAGUGUCCCUUGAAAUUCGUACAAUUGUUGAUGGAUUUUUGGACUUAGAUGAUAAUCAUGCAAGUGCUUCUGUUGCGGACAAGAUCAACAUUUUUCGCCCAGAUAGGGUUUUCAUGUUUUUGGUAGAAGUUCAUUAUAAAAUUGUAGCAGCAGCUCAUUACAGGCAUAAGUGCCACCGAUUGGCUGGAAUUGAGGUGCUGGUGACUAUUCUUGGUCAGAGAGCUGCUGUUUUAAGCACUUCUAAUUACCUUCUCAACUUGACUGGGUCAUUAAUCGAAUGUCGCCCUUUACAAGACCAAUGUUGUCAAAUACUGAAUGCAUUGUUGCUACAUCUCAAAAGGAAUAUUUCUACAGAUGUGACCGGUAUGCUUGGAGAACAGCUCCAGUUUCUUGUUUCGAAGUUGGUGGCAUGUUGCAUUCCUUCUGAAACCCAGGAAUAUUGUGAUAGCUCUGCAUCACAAGCUUUAUCUUUGCUCCAUAUGUUAAUCGUCGACUCUGAUUCAUCUAUGUAUGAUUAUGUUAAAGAAUUGGAGCCACUCCCCGAAGUAAAAAUAUUUGAUGAGAUACGAAAGUUCCAUAAGGAAUUAUGCCACACUUAUUCUAUACGAGACCACUUAACAAAGUUUGUGAAGAAGUCUUCCUACCUUCCACCUCGGUUGCUUUUAUCAAGUCUCCAGGCAUUCCACAAGAAGCUACUGAAUGUAGAAACCCUUCAAAGAAGAGGGAAGGCAGUAGUUUUUUCUAGAGAUGGAUGUUGGCAUGGUGAUGAAGAAAUUGUGCAUGCAGUCUGGAAACUUGUUCACAUGUGUCGUUCUAAUGAUGCAAGUGAAGUUCGAGAAUUAGUUUCAGAUUUCAUUUCUAGGGUUGGCACCGGAGACCCAUACUCUGUUGUAUUCCAUCUUCAUGACAAGACCAAUCAUAUUUGUCUUGGUAAAUCUAUUGAUACCAACAGUGUGACAAAAAUCAGUUCUGACAUGGAUGCAUGCUUAUCUGAAGAACAUUUGGUUGUCCUUAUGAAAAUUCUAAUGAAAUAUCUGAUGGAUGACUCUGUGAAAAUUGUUGAUAUGGCAUCACAAACCCUUCGAGCAAUACUUUCAACUAAAAGAGGUCAAUGUGCUUUACAAUCAUUCAAUUCUUAUCAGAAGUCUCUAAUUGAGGUGCAUUCCAAAGGUGUCAAUGUUGAACUUGUGGAAAAUCUCCUUUUGGACCUAGAUAAGAAGUCAAAAGCUGAAGCAAUUUCAUUGGAGAAGUCCACUAUUUGGGUGACAGAUGGUAAAACUUUUGAAAUGUGGAUUUGCCCGUUGGUGUAUUCACUUAUUGUUUACUGCAGUGAUGCAAUACUAAGACUUUGUCAAGAUAUUAUAAAGAUUAAAGGGGAAGUUGCUGAGUUUCUUUUGCCAAGCAUUUUUGUCAAUAUCACUGCAAGGAAGGAUCUGGAGAUCGAUUUGCACAAAUUGAUCUGUCUGCAGUUGACAGAGCAUGUAUUUACAGAGUCAAAUAAGUUGAUGAAAUCGAUUCAAGUGGUUUUAAACUGUCUUAAUGAACUUCGUAUUCGUUAUGUCAUGGAAAGAUCUUCAUUUGUGCCAUCGAAGCGAGAAGUUUCUAAGAAUUCAAGGCCUUCCAGUUAUAGUUCUAAAACUCGGUCCACUUCUGCAAAGGCAAGAGAAUCUGCAGUUAUUUCAAAUUCCUUGGCAAAGUCACCGUCCUCAUGGGAGAAAGUUUAUUGGCUCUCCAUUGAUUAUCUUCUUGUUGCCAAGUUGGCUGCUAGUUGUGGGUCAUAUUUUACUUCAGUUAUGUAUGUGGAACAUUGGUGUGAAGAACAAUUUAAAACGUUAACAAUUGGAGGUCCAGAUUUCUCUCAUAAUGAAAUGUUGCCAGAUCAUAUUGAAAUUCUUGUUUCGGCAGUCACUAGAAUCAACGAACCAGAUAGCUUAUAUGGAAUUCUACAGUCUCACAAGUUGACUUCUCAAAUAAUCACAUUUGAGCAUGAGGGAAACUGGGGAAAGGCCCUAGAGUAUUAUGACUUGCAAGUGCAGUCACAUACCUCAGUACAGAACGAUGGCAGUUCAGUAGGUCUGGCAUUGAAACAAACAGGAUCAGCACAUCCUUCAUCCUUUGCAUCAGAGACAGAUGAGAUGAGGCAGAGUAAACCUUACAAAGGGUUGAUUAGAUCCUUGCAGCAGAUUGGCUGUGCACAUGUGCUUGACAUGUAUUGCCGAGGCUUGACUUCAACCAAGGAUCUGCAUCAGCAUGAUUUGGAGUUUACUGAAUUACAAUAUGAAUCUGCUUGGCGUGCUGGGAAGUGGGAUUUCUCUUUACCAUGUGUUGGAACUAAUUUUCCUUUAAUUCCAAAUAUCAAAUGUGAUCAUUUCAAUGGAAAUUUGCACAGUUGUUUAAGGGCACUUGAGGAGGGUGAUCUAAUUGAUUUCCAGAGAAAACUAAGAGAUUCAAAGCAGGAGCUUGUGUUAUCUGUUUCUCUUGCAAGUGAAGAGAGCACUGAGUACAUUUACUUGACUAUCAUCAAGCUACAGAUGCUUUAUCAUCUUGGCAUGGCUUGGGAUUUACGCUGGAGAACUAGUGAAGAUAAUACCACAAAGUUUUUCCUACUGAAGCCAAACAAUUCUUCUGAGCCUAUGAUUCCUUCCAUUGAGCAGUUGUCAUGGCUGGAUAUGGAGUGGUGCUCAAUUUUGCAAAGGACACAAUUACAUAUGAAUUUGCUAGAACCAUUUAUAGCAUUUCGUCGAGUUCUACUUCAAAUUUUAAGCUCUAGAGACUGUGUGCUGCAACAUCUUCUGCAGUCUGCCACCACACUUCGCAAGGGAUGUAGGUUCUCUCAAGCAGCUUCUGCUCUGCAGGAGUUUAAACUCCUUUCUGUUGAAACCAAAGGGCAAAGCUCAUCCUUAUAUUGGCUUGGACGGCUUGAAGAAGCAAAGCUUUUCCGUGCUCAAGGUCAAAAUGUGAUGGCUAUCAACCUUGCAAUGUAUAUAUCACAGAAUUAUCGCUCUAAUGAGGAGGCUUCCGAUGCAUUUCGAUUGGUUGGGAAGUGGCUGGCAGAAACUAGAUCUAGCAACUCGAGAACAAUUUUGGAGAAAUAUUUGAAACCUGCAGUCUCUAUUGCCGAGAAUGUGAAUGCUACAGCUAAGAAUGCCAUGAAAAGGAAAUGUCAGACUCAUUUUCAUCUUGCACACUAUGCUGAUGCUCUAUUUAGAAGCCAUGAAGAAAGACUUAACUCGAAUGAAUGGCAAGCAGCAAUGCGUUUAAGAAAGCAUAAGACAAUAGAGUUGGAAGCACUCAUAAAAAGGUUAAGAAGUUCAACAAAGGGGGAGAAAAUCGACUACUCAAUGAAAAUACAAGAAUUGCAAAAGCAAGUAGCAAUGGACAAGGAAGAAGCCCAGAAAUUGCUGGAUGAUCGGGACAAUUUUCUUAGCCUAGCAUUGGAGGGAUAUAAACAGUGUUUAGUCAUUGGUGACAAGUAUGAUGUGAGAGUGGUGUUUCGCAUUGUUUCCCUGUGGUUCAGUCUCUCCUCACAAAAAGAAGUUGUAAAUAGCAUGCUUAGCACAAUUGAUGAGGUUCAAUCUUUCAAAUUUAUACCUUUAGUAUAUCAAAUUGCCUCUAGAAUGGGUAACACAAAGGAUGGUCAUGGACAUCUCAAUUUCCAGUUUGCAUUGGUUUCUCUUGUGAAGAAAAUGGCCAUUGAUCAUCCAUAUCAUACGAUACUUCAACUUUUGGCUCUGGCAAACGGUGACCGUAUCAAGGACAAACAACGUAGUAAAAGUUCAUUUGUGGUUGAUAUCGACAAAAAGCUUGCAGCGGAAAAUCUUCUAAAUGAGUUGUCAUCUUAUCAUCGAGCUAUCAUUCUUCAAAUGAAACAAAUGGUGGAGAUUUAUAUCAGACUUGCUGAGAUGGAAACAAAGAGAGAGGAUACAAAUAAAAAGGUGACACUACCAAGGGACUUGCGUAGUCUGCCGAUGCUAGAACUUGUACCUGUAGUGACGGCUACAAUAUCAAUUGAUCAUAGUUGUCAGUAUCAUGAAGGCACUUUUCCUUACUUCAAAGGACUAUCAGAUUCAGUUAUGAUAAUGAAUGGUAUAAAUGCUCCAAAAGUGGUUGAAUGCUUUGGUUCUGAUGGCUGCAGAUAUCGACAACUAGCAAAAUCUGGAAAUGAUGACCUGAGACAGGAUGCUGUGAUGGAGCAAUUCUUUGGUUUAGUCAACACAUUCCUUAGGAACCAUCAAGAUACACGGAAAAGAAGGUUAGGAGUACGGACCUACAAGGUUGUUCCUUUUACUCCAAGUGCUGGUGUUCUUGAGUGGGUUAAUGGAACUCUUCCUCUCGGUGAAUACCUUAUAGGGAGCAUGAGAAAUGGAGGUGCUCAUGGUCGCUAUGGAAUGGGAGACUGGUCAUUCCUUAAAUGCCGAGAGCACAUGGCAAAUGAGAGGGACAAGCGCAAAGCAUUCCAGGAAGUUUGCAAUAAUUUCAGGCCUGUUAUGCAUUACUUUUUCUUGGAGAGAUUUUUACAGCCAGCUGAGUGGUUUGAAAAGAGACUUGCGUAUUCUCGAAGUGUUGCUGCUAGUUCUAUGGUUGGCUAUAUCGUUGGCCUUGGAGAUCGACAUUCGAUGAAUAUUUUAAUUGAUCAGGCAACUGCAGAGGUUGUUCACAUAGAUCUUGGUGUUGCUUUUGAACAAGGCUUGAUGCUUAAAACCCCAGAACGGGUUCCCUUUAGGCUUACAAGAGACAUAAUUGAUGGAAUGGGUGUAACCGGAGUAGAGGGGGUUUUUCGAAGAUGUUGUGAGGAAACACUGUCUGUCAUGCGGACUAACAAAGAAGCACUGCUAACGAUUGUUGAAGUUUUUAUACACGAUCCUCUUUAUAAGUGGGCUUUAUCUCCUCUGAAAGCUUUGCAGCGUCAAAAGGAUUUGGAUGAUGAUUUUGAUACAAGUUUGGAGGAACCACAAAAUGAUUACCAAGGAAAUAAGGAUGCUACACGUGCCCUUCUACGAGUGAAGCAAAAGCUGGAUGGGUAUGAAGAUGGUGAAAUGCGUAGCAUCCAUGGGCAGGUGCAACAACUCAUUCAAGAUGCCAUUGACUCUGAACGAUUAUGUCAAAUGUUUCCUGGUUGGGGAGCUUGGUUGUAAUUGACACCCUUCUUUAUAUCCCUUGAGACCCAAUGAUCUACUUCGUUGGACUUGUCCUCAAUUUGUAUAGUGGGACCAGUUUCUGUCCCUAAUGAAAUUUUGAUUGGUGAGUUGUAAAAUGGUUGUGUUAAAAACAACUUUGCUAGAAAAUAUCUCUUAUUCAUAAUAA